Molecule: messenger RNA, 603 nt
Organism: Peniophora sp. CBMAI 1063
Lineage: Eukaryota; Fungi; Basidiomycota; Agaricomycetes; Russulales; Peniophoraceae
Source: the annotation of a GenBank genome assembly
AUGAGCCACCUCGACCUCUCUUCAGCAUUGGCAGCGGCCGUUCGGGAUCGUGACAUCCAUUCAGCAUUCACAGCGGCCGUUCGGGAUGGCUGUCGCCAGCGUCUUCAGCUCCUACGAGCCAAACCAGCCGCCCAAGACCCGACAUGGCUCGCGGAAUGCGAGGCUGUUAUCGUGUCAACCCACGACAAGGUCAUCGCUUCCAUCGCAACAAGUGAAUCCAGCGUCUCGGCUCUGCUGCAGCGGUACGAUCGCCUGACACAAGAGAUGGAGGAACUACGCGCCGUCGCAACCGUGCUAGCAGACGAGCGCAUGUCCACUACGGAGGAGGUGGCCCGGCUUUAUACCGAACUGUCGACAUACCAGGACGACCGCAUGCGCACGCAUGCGCGAGUAGCCAUCGAGAAGUGCCUGCAGGAAUAUAAUCUGCUUCUCGAUCAGUUACAGGCCCAGGCAGCCGACGUCGCCGAUGUCAUGAACCGGUACAUGCAGGAGCGACUUGCCAUCCCAGACCUCGUAGCAAAGCAGUAUGAAGAACUUAUGCACCGAGCAUUGGACGGGUUCUUGGAUCAGGGUUAUACUGCGGUCAUGGGUCAGAUAUACUAG